This is a messenger RNA of Entrophospora sp. SA101, 939 nucleotides long. The record is from the annotation of a GenBank genome assembly. NCBI's taxonomy places the organism in Eukaryota, Fungi, Glomeromycota, Glomeromycetes, Entrophosporales, Entrophosporaceae.
AUGCCAAAUAGACAAAACAUCCUUAACAUCACCGAAAUUAUCUUUUCAAGCAUUAUUUCAAACUUUGAUUCAUUUGAGCAAAAUAACAGGAUUUUCAUAGCAAUAAUAAAGGCUUUGAUUUCCUUAAAAAAUCAACCAUCAGGAUCAAGAGAAAUCACUAAUCAAAUAUUAAAAUAUGGGAUAACAAAAUUAUGGCAAUCGUUAUAUUCAACAUCAUCAUCUUCAAUACCAUUGUCAUCAAAUGACGCUACCACAAUAACCACUUCAUCAACAACAAAAAUCACUGCUGAUAACAUCGAUACUAUUUCUACCACCGCCAACAACAGCAAGAAAAAUAUAAACAAAAUAAAUGAUGAAAUAACGAUUAAAAAUAAUUAUCGUAUGUCGAAUGACUUAAAAUUGGAGUUUAAGACUAGUAAAAAGAGAGGAUUGAUAUUGGAUGAUGCUGGCGAAUAUAUGAAACAUGUAUCUGUUGGUUGUAAACAUGUAAGAUAUACGACAAAUAAUUCAUCAAUACAUUAUAAUCUUCGACUUACACCAAGAUCACCAUUAAAAUCCAAUAUAAAGCUCGACAAAAUCAAUGAGAUAUUGGUUUAUUCCAUUUGGGUAAAUGCUGGCCCUACGGAUGUUAGAUUAGUUCGUCGACUAGAUAAUGAUUGCCUGGUCAAAUAUUCAAUAUUACAAGCUGGAGGUUUACAGCCAACCUCCGAGGACUACAAAUGGAUAUCAUUGUCUGAAGCAAGAACGCUGGCAACUGAAUUAAAUCUUAGUCAAGAAUUAGAUUCAUUCCUUAAUCCAAGGCUCUUUGACUAUUUUGAUGCGGAUAUUGAUGACUUCAUAUCCAAAAAGAUUAAUGAAACAAAAGGUUACAGCGAUGUUAGUGAGAACUCUUGUCAUUAUGAAUAUCCAUUUGUAGAUCCCAGAAAAUUUCACAAGUAG